UUUAAGUAGGUGUUAAAAGUAAAAUAACUGAAGAUUUUAUGAGUGAGUUGCACUUAAAAAAGAUAUUCUUUUUUUGAUAAAAACUUAAAAAAGAUAUUCACUUCCACGUUUUUGGGUAUUUUAUUUUAUUUUUUUUGUCGAGAUUGUUUUGGAAGUGCAAUUUAUCAAUAUCUAUGAGCGGCAGCUGUCUAGGCUUCGAUUCGUUUAGGAUUUUUUUUGUUCAAACAUUUUGGAAUUUUAAAGAAAAGAAAAAGACCAACAAAGUUCCAGAACUUAAAAUCUGCAUCUGAGAAGAUCCAUUUUCAAUUACUUUUCAUCUACAACAAAGAAAUAGUUUUUGUUCUGUUUUAUAUGAGAUCUGAUUGUUUUGGGUGUUUGAGUUGAGAAAUUAUUGAUGAGGUCUCGAUCUCUGUCCGUGUCUGAGCCUCAGAAUUCUCCUUCUUCAAGUGUUUCAGCAGAGCUUAAGCUGUAUCAAGCUUUCAUCUUCUCAGUCCCCAUUUUCUUUGCUUUCAUUCUGCUCUUUAUGUUCUACUUGUUCUAUCUUCGACGCAGGCGAGCCGAUUGGUCAUCUCUUAGAAUGAGAACAUCCCCAGGCCCUUAUUCUGACCUAUCAAUAUCAAUGGCUGAAUUGGGGCUCAAGAAAGAAGUAAGAGAGAUGCUACCCAUCAUUAUAUACAAGGAGACCUUCUCUAUACGAGAUACUCAAUGCGCCAUAUGCCUUGGGGAAUACCAAGCGGAGGAUAAACUUCAACAGAUACCUGCAUGUGGUCAUACAUUUCACAUGGACUGCAUUGACCAUUGGCUUGCCAACCACACCACUUGUCCACUCUGCCGUCUUUCUGUCCUCACUUCUGAUAAAUUGCCUGUUAUUCAAGCUGCAAAUCCUCAGGUGUCAUCUAAUCCAGUCAAUAGUAAUGGAUUAGAUGUUCAAACAGUGGCCGAAAAUUGUGAGGAAACACAUGGCGUGCAGCCUCUCGAGCAAACAAUAGGAGAUGCGAGAAUUUCCCAACACAAUAGCGAUGAACAGGAAUGCGUGAAUCAGGGAAGAGAGUUUAGAAAUACAAGGAAUGAAAUCAGCCCGCAUGAGGGUAGCAGAGGAAUAGCUGGUUCUGAGAAUACAUGAUGGUUACUUCAAUUGGUAAUACAGUUUUCGGUUGUUCCAGCUUGAUAAUUUACAUCAACUGAGGUCAUCAAGUUGAGACUGGUGUUUCAAUAUGUACGAGUUUCUAAGAAGUGAAGGAGCCAUCCGAAGAUUCAGACAUAAGGAACUUCUGCGGGUAUCCUGACCAAAUUGCAAUUUAAACUAACAAAUCUUCAAGCCGAUGCUUCUUACGACAUUGACAUCCCUAGGCUGUAUGCAACUGCAUAGAAGCAAGGGUUCCGUGGGAAAAAAGAUGUCUGUCAACAUUUGAUGUGCCGUCUUCUAAAGGUGGUUAUAAAUAUCAUUCAUGCUUUGCUGGAAAUCAGUAAAAUGUAUAACCAGAUGUAACUGGAAUUGGAUAGUCUUUUGGAAUAUUAUUUAAGGGCAGAUUUUGUUGGAUGAAGUCUUUUGGAAUUGAAACUUUGUGUAAGUGGAGGAGGCUGUGUAUAUAAUAUUUUAAAUUUAAUAAAAAUUAGAUUCACUGUGUUUACUGUUGAA
Messenger RNA from Gossypium arboreum, 1639 nucleotides. Its product is annotated as RING-H2 finger protein ATL7-like. Bases 395 to 1123 code for a protein of 242 amino acids. The record is from RefSeq and is a predicted model, not a curated record. The transcript has 5 exons. Gene Ontology annotation, molecular function: transferase activity. Lineage: Eukaryota; Viridiplantae; Streptophyta; Magnoliopsida; Malvales; Malvaceae. Gene Ontology annotation, biological process: protein ubiquitination.